AUGGCCGUCCUCGAAGGCGUCGACCUCGACGCUCUGCCCUACAUCGGCAAGUACCCAUACAAUGGGACCAUCGCUACCGGCGGUGAUUCGCUCACCGAGGACCUGAACAUAUGGUACGAGAGUGGUGAUAUCGCCUGGAUGAUAACGUCUACGGCUUUGGUGCUGCUCAUGAUUCCUGGGGUCGGCUUCUUCUACUCCGGCCUUGCGCGGCGAAAGUCGGCCCUGUCGCUGAUAUGGCUGUCCGUCAUGGCAACGGCCGUCACCACCUUCCAGUGGUUCUUCUGGGGCUACUCGCUCACCUUUUCGCACUUCGCGAGCUCGUACAUCGGCGACUUGUCCAACUUCGGAUUCAAGGACGUGCUGGCCCAACCAUCCGUGGGAUCCGCGCGCGUCCCUGACCUCCUCUUCGCCGUCUACCAGGGCAUGUUCUCGGCCAUCACGGUCGCUCUUGCGACGGGUGCUGUGGCCGAGAGGGGGCGCAUGUUGCCGUGUGUCAUAUUCAUGUUCAUCUGGUCGACCAUCAUCUAUGAUCCCAUAGCUUGCUGGACGUGGAACCCCGCGGGAUGGUCGAAUAAGAUGGGUGGUCUUGACUUCGCUGGUGGAACACCGGUCCAUAUUUCAUCGGGCACAGCGGCACUUGCAUAUUCGAUGAUGCUCGGAAGACGACGAGGUCAUGGCACUCACGAGCUCAACUACAGACCCCAUAACGUCACUCACAUCGUCAUUGGAACAGUCUUCCUGUGGGUUGGCUGGUUCGGGUUCAACGCUGGUAGUGCGCUCUCCGCAAACCUGAGGGCGGUCAUGGCCGCAGUUGUGACCAACCUUGCGGCCUGUGUGGGUGGCAUCACCUGGUGCGUUCUUGACUACCGACUGGAACGGAAAUGGUCGACGGUCGGGUUCUGCUCUGGUGUCGUUGCUGGCCUCGUGGCUAUCACCCCAGGCUCAGGUUAUGUCCCAGCAUGGGCUGCAGUGCCAUACGGAGUCCUCGGAGCCGGGUUCGCCAACUAUGCGACCAAGCUCAAGUUCAUCCUUCGGAUCGACGACGCUUUGGAUAUCUUUGCCGUCCACGCCGUAGGUGGACUCGUUGGUAACAUCUGCACCGCCUUCUUCGCCGCCGACUACAUCGCGCACCUCGACGGCGUCACGGUCAUCAAGGGAGGCUGGCUGAACCAGCACUGGAUCCAGCUGGCGUACCAGCUGGCGGACUCGAUCUGCGGCGGGGUCUACUCGUUCGGGGGCACCUGCCUGAUCCUCUUCGUGCUGAAUCUGAUACCCGGUCUGAAGAUCCGCGCCAGCGAGGACGCCGAAAUCUUGGGUAUCGACGAUGCGGAGAUCGGCGAGUUCGCGUAUGAUUAUGUUGAGCUUACGAGGGAGGUGCUGAACGAUGUCGAGAAUGAUGCUGGGAGUCGGUACUCGGCGGAUCGAUCGGGCCACAUGUCGUUUGACCCCCGGGAAAAGCACAGCAUACCUUUGAUGGACGCGCGGGCAUACGCUGGACAAUCGUCACAGCAUGCCCAUGCUCGGUGA
Anthostomella pinea is the source of this 1527-nucleotide messenger RNA. The record is from the annotation of a GenBank genome assembly. NCBI's taxonomy places the organism in Eukaryota, Fungi, Ascomycota, Sordariomycetes, Xylariales, Xylariaceae.